Paramecium tetraurelia is the source of this 912-nucleotide messenger RNA. RefSeq lists its product as uncharacterized. Gene Ontology annotation, biological process: glutathione metabolic process. Gene Ontology annotation, molecular function: glutathione transferase activity. The transcript has 2 exons. The record is from RefSeq and is a predicted model, not a curated record. Lineage: Eukaryota; Ciliophora; Oligohymenophorea; Peniculida; Parameciidae.
AUGAAAACUAAUGGCUUUUAUUGGAGAAAUGAAGGACUUUCUAUGUUUUACGAUCAUGAAUUGGGAAUAAGUUCGGUUUUAGAGAGAUUGGAUGGAAAAAUUCCGAAUUCUUAAGGAAUUCGGAAAAAGAAUAUUCGAAUUUUGAUGAAUACUAUUAUCGGCAAUUUAUAAUCUGCAGACUUUUUUUUAGGGUAAUUAAAUAAUAACAUAAUGGCAGACUAAUUGUUGUUUGGAUAUUGGGGAAUCAGAGGACUUGGUUAAUCAUUGAGAUACUAUUUGGAAUACCUUGGUUUACCAUAUUAAGACAAAAGAUACGUGAAACCUGAAGAAUGGUUUGGCGAAGUUGCAUAAGCUCCACUUAAUAAUGAAGUUCUUGUCAACUUGCCUUACAUUAAGGAUGGAGACAAGUGGAUUUUUGAAAGCGGUGCCCUCUAUGUUUAUUUGGCACACAAGGCCAAUAGAGCUGAUUUACUUGGAUCAACUCCAGAGGAGCAAGUGACUCUCGCUUAGACCAAGGGAGUACUCUAAGACCUAUUGAAAUCCUUUUUCACAUUAAUCACAUUCUCAGAAGAACAAUAUGCUGCAAAGAAAGAGGAAUUCUUCAAGACCGACAUUCUUUGGCUUAUUGAAAAAUUGAAUGCUUUCUUGGGAGGCAGAUAAUGGGCAGCAGGAAACAAUCUGACUUAUGUCGAUUUCCAACUUUUUGAAGUUGAAGAAACCUUAAAAGCCUUCAACAUUGAUACCUUCAACGCAUAAGCAAACCUAAAGAAACAUCAUGAUGAAUUUUCCAAUAUCGCUUAGAUCAAGGCAUACUUGGGCUCAGAUAAGUUCAUUGCAGGACCAUUUUACCCACCAGGAGCUUUCAGAUGGGGUUGAUUAUUAUAAAUAACAAUUAUAAGACAUUGAUAUCAA